Molecule: messenger RNA, 2117 nt
Organism: Corvus hawaiiensis (hawaiian crow)
Lineage: Eukaryota; Metazoa; Chordata; Aves; Passeriformes; Corvidae
Gene: EMID1
Product: EMI domain containing 1
Exons: 14
Coding region: 182-1822 (546 amino acids)
Molecular function (GO): protein binding
Source: RefSeq, a predicted model, not a curated record
GCCCAAGUCGGGGGCACAAAGCCAAGCGGCUGCUUUUGGGAAUGGGGGUGGGAUUCGGUGCCAAGCGUGGUGUGAGAUUUACCCCGGGUGGGCACAAGCCCUGGCCCCAGAGCCCGGACCCCCUCGGUGCCAGUGCGGUGCCGGGUGGGCCGGGGUCACGCCAGGCCACACGGGCGCUCACAUGCCAAAGCCCGCCAGCUCCUGUGCUGCUCCUGGGAGGGCAUUCCCCUUGGGAAACGAGCCGGGACCCGUCUCCAUCCCAUCCCAACAGGCAUUACCACAGCUGGAGCUAGCACCGCCCAGGAGCCGGGUGCCCCUCCAAGGGGGACGAUGGCACCCGGGACCCCCUUGGCAUGGCGGGGUGGCAGCGGGAGCGUGGCGACAGCUCCGGCGGGCUCGGCGCUUCCAUAGGCCUGGCACGGUGCCCGCCUGGGACGCUGCCCAGCCGGAAAGCCCUGUGCCACCCCGCUCUCCCCCAUCCCUCCGGCACCUCCCAGACAAUUGUCCCCCCGCGGCGCCCGCUCGUCCCUGCUGCCACCGCCUCCCUCCUUGCAGCACUGCAGCGGUCCCGAAAAGCUCAUUUUUGACCCAAAUUGUGCAGCCUUUGAGUUUGGAGCUGCCGAGGCAACUGGUGCUCCUACACGGUGACACGGACGGUGUCGUGCCACGUCCAGAACGGGACCUUCCUCCAGAGGGUCUUCCAGGGCUGCCGCUGGCCCCUGGCCUGCAGCGGGGGCAGCUACCGCGCCGUGGUCCGGCCCCUCUACAGGGUGGCCUACAGGACACUGACGGCACUGGAAUGGCGGUGCUGCCCCGGACACACCGGAGCCAACUGCGAGGAAGAGGCUCCCACCUUCCUCACCCUGCGGGACACCGGGCGCCCAAGCUCAGCCCCGCGCCGGCCCCUCCUGCACCCCACGGCCUUCUCAGGGUGCCUGAACUGCAGCCGUAUCGGGGAGCUGACAGCCCGGCUCGCCACCCUCGAGGCACAGGGACGCCCGGCUGGAGGGGACCCCCCGGCUCCAAGGGUGACGCAGGGGGACGGGGACCAUCGGGAAUUCCUGGAGUGAAGGGUCCAGUGGGGCCACCAGGUCCCCCCGGCCCCCCAGGACCACCCGGCCGGGAUGGAGCCAGGGGGCUCCCCGGAGAGAAGGGGUUACCCGGGCCCCCCGGCCCCCCGGGCCCCCCUGCCCCUGUGGGGCCAGUGAUUCCCCGGCUGGCCGAGCCCAGGGACCCCCUCCUCUCCAACACCUUCACCGAAGCCACCAGGAGCAUCGUGGGUCCCAUGGGACCCCCCGGACCCGUGGGGCCGAUGGGUCCCCCCGGCCCCCCAGGUCCCAUUGGUCCCCCUGGCCCCCCAGGACCCGAUGGCAGAGCAGGAGUGCCUGGAGCUGCCGGGCCCCCCGGGGAGAAGGGGGACAGGGGUCCCCAGGGCCACCCGGGCAGCCGCGGGCAGGACGGGGCGCAGGGCGAGCCGGGCCCCCGGGGCGAGCCAGGCGACAGGGGCACUUGGGCCAGUAGCUUCCAAACCCUCCUGCGGCAGCAGGCCCGGCUGGAGGUCCUGGCUAGAAGGGUCACCUUGCUGGAAGCCAUCAUCUGGCCAGAGCCAGAGUCCGGCUCGGGCAGCGGCGCCCGCGACACGGCGACCCCCGGGCUGACCCGUGGCAAGCGUGGCAGUGGCCAGCCCCCCUACCGCAUCGUCACCCCCCCCCCGCCGGGCCCCCCCAGAGCCGUGACAGAGCCAGGGGUGUCACCCAGGCCACCCCCGUGCCACCCUGGGGAGCAGGAUGGGGUCACCCCCCGUCCCCCCUCUUGGUGCUAAUGGUGGCACGGCACCAACCUGCCCCCCCCUCCACGACGCUUCGCCCCCAUCGCUGCUGCUUGAGCCCCCCAGGGAGGGCAAGGGGUGUCCCCAACCCCGUUUCUGUCCCCUCCCUCCGAGGUGCAGCUCCGGGGAGAUGGAUUCUGUCCCAUCCCAAGCCCCACCCCGGGCACCGCAGGCUGCGGGAGGGGAGUGGGGGGGCUGGCGGUGGGGACCCCCCCCGGGUGGGGACCCCGCUGCGCCGUGCGCUUCGCUGCUUUGGGACCCGCGAGGUCAUUAAAUGUCCCCAAAUCUG